Messenger RNA from Sarcophilus harrisii (Tasmanian devil), 3117 nucleotides. RefSeq names its product splicing factor, arginine/serine-rich 19-like. NCBI's taxonomy places the organism in Eukaryota, Metazoa, Chordata, Mammalia, Dasyuromorphia, Dasyuridae. Gene Ontology annotation, molecular function: RNA polymerase II C-terminal domain binding. The record is from RefSeq and is a predicted model, not a curated record.
AUGGCUGUCGGAACAGGGGCCGGAUUUGAAGCCCCCCAUCUUCGGGAGUCCCCGGGGCCGCUUCUGGGCGGACCUGCAGCCGCAGCCUGGGAGACCAAGGGGGCUCCUUACUCAGAUGUUUCCGGCUGGGUCCCCCAAGGAACGUUUUGCCGAGCCCCAGAGCCGGAUGUGCCUGGGGGCCGGGGCGGGAAUGCGGGCUGCCGGGAGUCUGGGGGGCCCGGGAGGGCCUGCUGCAGCCGGGCCUCCUGGGCCCCCGGCCGCCGGCCUCCCCUGCGGACAUGGGCACGGGGAUGGGGACCGCCCCUCCCCCUCCCCCUCCCCUUCCCCUCCCUCCCCUCCCCGUCGCCCUCGCCCUCACCCCACCCCACCCCCCCCCCCCCUGCUCCUCCAUGACACUCGACCCCUUCCAACAAGGCCUACCCCCCCCCCCCCGAGCAGAAGGGCGACCCUGAGCCCACGGGUCCAACCCCCCCGGGGACGCUGCCCCGGGAGGAGGAGGAAGAGGAGGAGGAGGAGGAGGAGGAAGAGGAGGAAGAGGAAGAGGAGGAGGAGGAGGAGGAGGAGGAAGACGAGGAGGGCCUCUCGCACAGCAUCAGCCGCAUCUCCGAGACGCUGGCGGGCAUCUACGACGACAACAGCCUGAGCCAGGAUUUCCCCAGCGGGGAGAGUCCCGGACCCGAGCCCCGCCUCGGGCCGCCCCCACCCCGCCGACUCCACCAGGGAAAGGGCCCCCGCCCGGGCCUUGUGGUGGGGGGAGGGAGGCCGAGGGGGGGGCAAGCCCCUGGAGGUGGCACCACCCCCCUUCCCCCGCGGCCCCACCCUGACCCGAGAUCAGGAAGGAGACGGCAGCCCAAGAGGAACCGCGCCCCCCCGGGCCCUGCGGGAGCCGGGGCCGGCCCGCCCACGCCCCUUCGGGCCGGAGCCGCCCGCCACCACCGGGCCACCCCGGCCGGGCCCCUCCCUCCGCCGCGGGCCCCGAGGGUGACGACUUCCGUCCCGCACCGGAGUCCGACGGGAGGGGGCCCCGGGGACCUGGGCACCCUGUCCCUGCCGACCUCCACAUCCAGCGACCCCGCUGGACCGGCCUGGAUCUCCGGGCCAAAAAUCCACCCAGCGGGCGGGAGCGCCAUCGCAGCGGUCUCCCUCCCCGGCCGGACGCCCACUGCCCCGGCGCCCCCGAAGAAGUCCAAGCGGGAUCCGCGGGAGCCCGGAGCGCCCCGGGCCGGGUCCCGCCGAGCCCCGCCCGGGUGGGACCCAAAGCACCGUCGCGGGAUCCAAGCCCAGCUCCCGGUUCACGCCGGGCCACGUCCAAUCACCACGGCCACGGGCAUCCUGGUCCCCGAGCCCGGGAGGAGGCGGGAGGCCAGGUCCCGGGUCCCGGGAGAAGCGGGCGGCGGGGCGGUGCCGCCCCGCCCCGCUUCCUCGCCUCCCGCCGGGGCCCACCGGGACCGCCGGGAAGGUAGCAGCAAAAGAAGAAGAAGCGGUCCCCCGGGCGAAGCGGGUGGGGGGGACCCCGAAGGUGUCGGGGCCGACGGAGCGGGGAGGGGCGGGGGGGGCCUGCCCCCCAUUCAGGACCCCACGGACCACCCACCUUUCCACGCGGACCACCGGGGGAGGGGAGGCCCGCCCGCCCGGCCCCUCAGCCGGAGGGGGGCGGGGCGGAAGGGGUCCGCGAAGGAGCGCAAGCGGUCGGCGACCCUGGCCCCCCGUGAGAAGGGGCGGAAGAAGGCGGCUUCCGAGGGGCCGGAGCGGGAGCGGGACAAGGGCUCCAAGAAGGCCCGGCCUUCCUCGGGCAAAGAAGCGGCCCCCAAGACCGCCAGCGGGGGCAGCGGGCGCAAGGUCAAGCUUCAGUCCAAAGUGGCAGUCUUGAUCCGAGAAGGGGUCAGCAGCACGACCUCCGCCAAGGAGGGCGCCGCAGCCACAGCCCCCAUCCAUCGGGCGCGUUCAGCCCCGGACCGGAGAGCCCCUCCUUCCUGGGCCAGGAGGGCCUCCAGCCCGCAAGGGGUGGCCCCGGGAGGCCCCAAGCUCAAGAAGGCCAAAGUCAAGGCCAAGGCUGGCCUCAAAAAGGUCAAAGGGUCAAAGGUGAAGACGAAAGGCACCAAGACAAAGAAGAAGAAGGCUGGCGGGAGCGGAGCCGGGGCCACCCUGAAGAAGUCCAAGGCCGACAGCUGCAGCCAGGCCGGCCCCAAGGGGGCCGAGGAGACGUCCUGGUCUGGGGAGGAACGGGCCCCUGGCAAGCCCCCCAGCCCCCCCACCCCGAAGGCGGCCCCGCCGCCCCCAGCCCUCACCCCUGACUCGCAGACCGUGGACAGCAGCUGCAAGACGCCCGACGUGUCCUUCCUGCCCGAGGAGCCGGCCAGGACCGGGGGCCGCGGCCGAGGCCGUGGAGACCAGGAGGACGGGGAGGAGGAGGAGGAGGAGGAGGAAGAGGAAGAAGAGCAGCCGGGAACCACCACGGCCUCCGGGGCGAUUGGGGGAGGCGAGGAGGAGGAGGCGGAGUCAAGCGCCCCGAGACGGACCCCCUGCUCUCUGCCCCCCGGGGCCUCCUCCCCCCAUGCCUUGGAAUUUGCCGGCAGGGUGGAUUGUGCCACCAGGUUGACCGCCCUGCUCUUCAAGAUGGAAGAGGCCAACCUGGCCAGCCGGGCCAAAGCCCAGGAGCUGAUCCAGGCCACCAAUCAGGGGGCACUGCCCGGGGCUGGGGCCGGGGCUGGGGGCCCCAGCCCCCCCCACGGCGCCCCCCCGAUCCUCGGCCACGCCGCCGCCCCGGGCCCUGGAAGCACACGAGGAGCCGGGCAGGAGGAGGUGAAGCUGGCCAUCAAGCCCUACUACCAGAAGAAGGACAUCACCAAGGACUUACAAAGACAUCCUGAGGAAGGCGUGCCGGGUGGGGCACCUCACCGGAAGGGGGAAGGAGGGGGCACCCGCCCCCCCACGCUGAUCGCCCCUCCACCCCGCCCCAGAUCACAGCAAAGGGGAGAUCAACCCCUGAAGGUGAGCAACCUGGUCCGAGCCACGCCCAGCGCCACUACUUUGCAAGCACGGCCGCAGCCUGGGAUCCCCCUCGGCCGUCCGGAGCCGGCCCUGGACAAGGCCCGUCCUGCCCGGCCCCCACUCUGA